AUGAGGACUCGCACAGUCGCCGCCCUGGCGCCCCUCCGCGGCGCGGGACGUCGGGUCACGCCUUCGAUCCAAGCGCCCUGGACAACAUCAGCAGCUCAACUCCAGAGCCGCGGCGGUGCGACGCUCGUCGACACCCCGACGGCGGCACACGACCUCGCCGCGCCUCCCGAGGCCAUUGAGCCGUCGCGAAAAGCCGACGCCAACAAGAUCUUUCGCGAUGCCGUCGCCGCGACUGCGCCGCGAAACACAUGGACGCGCCAGGAGAUUUCCGCCAUUUACUACCAGCCUCUGCUUGAGCUGGCCCAUCAGGCUAGCACCGUGCAUCGGCGCUUCCACAGCCCUGGUGAGGUCCAGCUGUGCACCCUCAUGAACAUCAAGACUGGCGGCUGCACCGAAGACUGCUCCUACUGCGCCCAGGCCACGCGCUACCAAAAAGGCACCGGCCUCGAGGCGAAGCGUGUCGAGAGCGUCGAGUCGGUACUCGCCGCCGCGCGCCAGGCCCGCGACAACGGCAGCACCCGCUUUUGCAUGGGCGCCGCGUGGCGCGAUAUGCGCGGCCGCAAGACGAGCCUUAAGAACAUCACGGAGAUGGUCAAGGGCGUGCGCGCCAUGGGCAUGGAGGUGUGCGUCACGCUCGGCAUGAUCGACGACAAGCAGGCCAAGGAGCUCAAGGAGGCCGGACUGACGGCCUACAAUCACAACGUUGAUACCAGCCGCGAGUUCUACCCGUCCGUCAUCACCACAAGGACCUACGACGAGCGCCUGCAGACCCUAGGCCACGUUCGCGACGCGGGCAUCAAUGUCUGCUCGGGGGGUAUCCUCGGCCUGGGCGAGUCGUCGGAGGACCGCGUCGGCCUGCUGCACACGGUGUCGACGCUGCCGUCGCACCCCGAGAGCUUUCCGGUGAACGCGCUCGUGCCUAUCAAGGGCACGCCACUGGGCGACACGACGCCUAUUGCGUUUACGAGCAUGCUGCGCACCAUUGCCACCGCCCGUAUCCUGAUGCCAGCAACCAUCAUUCGCAUUGCCGCCGGUCGCAAGACCAUGUCUGAGGAGAAGCAGGCCAUGUGCUUCAUGGCUGGUGCAAACGCCAUCUUCACUGGCGAAAAGAUGCUGACGACGGACUGCAACGGGUGGGACGAGGAUAGCGCAAUGUUUGGACGCUGGGGACUGUCACCCAUGAAGAGCUUCGACAAGACGCCCGCCAAGGCUGGUGACGUGGAUGCGAGGCAAUGA
Molecule: messenger RNA, 1236 nt
Organism: Purpureocillium lilacinum
Lineage: Eukaryota; Fungi; Ascomycota; Sordariomycetes; Hypocreales; Ophiocordycipitaceae
Product: biotin synthase
Biological process (GO): biotin biosynthetic process
Cellular component (GO): mitochondrion
Molecular function (GO): biotin synthase activity; 2 iron, 2 sulfur cluster binding
Source: RefSeq, a predicted model, not a curated record